Molecule: messenger RNA, 228 nt
Organism: Aspergillus steynii IBT 23096
Lineage: Eukaryota; Fungi; Ascomycota; Eurotiomycetes; Eurotiales; Aspergillaceae
Product: DNA-directed RNA polymerase core subunit RPB10
Exons: 4
Coding region: 1-228 (75 amino acids)
Biological process (GO): tRNA transcription by RNA polymerase III; transcription by RNA polymerase II; transcription by RNA polymerase I
Cellular component (GO): RNA polymerase III complex; RNA polymerase I complex; RNA polymerase II, core complex
Molecular function (GO): zinc ion binding; DNA-directed RNA polymerase activity; DNA binding
Source: RefSeq, a predicted model, not a curated record
AUGAUUAUUCCUGUCCGGUGUUUUUCUUGCGGCAAGGUUGUCGGUGACCUGUGGGAACGAUAUCUGCAGUUGCUUGACGACGGUAUUCCUGAUGGUGACGCAAUGGACCAGCUUGGUUGCAAACGGUACUGCUGCCGUAGGAUGAUCAUGACCCAUGUUGAUUUGAUUGAGAAACUUCUACGUUACAACCCGGCGGAGAGGGCGAAGUCAAGGAGCCAAUUGAUAUAA